CCGCUGUGGCUCUCUCUCCAACCCUGGACCGGGUAUUUCCGGGGCUCCAGGACUGCCGCUCGUCCGGCGUGCUGCCACCCUUUUAGGAAUCGCCCGGGCGGGCAGCCCACCCGACUUUCCGUCAGGCUUCCGCGCCCGGCGCUCCCUCAGUGACGGAAUGAAGGGGCUGGGCGUUCUGGCUCGGGAGGACCCCGCCGCGGCCCCGGAAGCGCCUCGUCCCGGGUGGUGGUGGCGGCGGUCGCCGUGAUGUCUGCGGGGCUGGGUGGCUGACCGCCGGGAUAGGAGCGGCACCGGUGCCCCAGAUCUCGGUGGCCGCUGCUGGAGCACGGCCUGCGCCAUGGCCACCUCUGCCAUCUCCUCAGAGCAUUUCGAGAAACUUCACGAGAUCUUCCGCGGCCUCCAUGAAGACCUGCGAGGGGUGCCGGAGCGGCUCCUGGGGAUGGCAGGGACAGAAGAGAAGAAGAAGCUGAUCAGAGAUUUUGAUGAAAAGCAACAGGAAGCAAAUGAAACGCUGGCAGAGAUGGAAGAGGAACUACGUUAUGCACCUUUAUCUUUCCGUAACCCUAUGAUGUCUAAGCUUCGGACCUACCGGAAGGACCUUGCCAAACUCCAUCGGGAAGUGAGAAGCACACCUUUGACAGCCACACCUGGGGGCCGAGGGGACAUGAAGUAUGGCUCAUAUGCUGUAGAGAAUGAGCAUAUGAACCAGCUACAGUCUCAAAGGGUGUUGCUUCUGCAAGGCACGGACAGUCUGAACCGGGCCACCCAGAGUAUUGAGCGUUCUCAUCGGAUUGCUACAGAGACUGACCAGAUUGGCUCAGAAAUCAUAGAAGAGCUCGGGGAACAACGUGACCAGUUGGAGCGUACUAAGAGUAGGCUGGUAAACACAAGUGAAAACUUGAGCAAAAGUCGAAAGAUUCUCCGUUCAAUGUCCAGAAAAGUGACAACCAAUAAGCUGCUACUUUCCAUCGUCAUCUUACUGGAGCUGGCCAUCCUAGGGGGCCUGGUUUACUACAAAUUCUUUCGCAAGCAUUGAACUUCCUAGAGGGAAGGGUUUGUGGACCAGAACUUUGACCCUCUGAACAAAUGGUGUUAGAGAUGGGAAAGAAGCAUAGUGCUGCUGUGAGGUAAUGGUUCGAGGAUGCCAGACUGUGGGAGGUGAGAGGGGAGACAGAAAACCACGUAACUGUGGAGGAACAGCAAUGAGACCAGUAUGAUAUACCAACGUAAUAAAUGCUAUUUAUGACUUCUUUAAAUUUACAUAGUAUUCCAACAUAUUAAUACCCUGUGAACUGCCAAAAAACACACAAAUUUACAGUAGUAUUAUCGGUCACCAAAAUGGAGAGGGAAAGCAGACAAUUGUGAGAAUGCGCAAGUGUUCUCAUUUAAGGCAGUAUUGACCCAGACCAUUUAGUGUCUCAAAUGCCUCAUAAUUCUGGAAUGUCCUUCGCGACAAACGUGUCAGCACACAAAAUUUCCUAAAUUCUCACACGUUCUUCCCUUUCUGAUUCAUCUGGUGAAUUGGGAGUUGGAAGUUGGUCAUAGACAAUGUGCCCUCCCUCCCUUGUCUGCCCAAAACUUGAAGCAAUCACAUCCACUGCCAGGCUAGCUGUAGCCUUGGCCUCUUCCUCUGAAGCAGCCAACUGAGGAUUGACUUCAACAAGAUCCAGUGCUGACAACAACCCUGAAAGAAAGUAUGACAAAACCUCAGAAGAUAUCCUAGCUGCUACUUUCAGUGAGGGUCAUCCCACUAGACAGAACAAGCCAAGGUAAAAAGUCAUUUUCUACUAUUAAAAUUAUCCACUGUCAGGAAGCCCCUUACACCUAACCCUCUUCUGGGCAUGAAUUUAGGUUCAAAUACUGUAUACUGUAUACUGGAGUAGGAUUAAAAUUUAUCAUCCCUGUUCAACUAACUUAAUAGGCAUUGCUGUCAGGCUUUCUGGAUAAGGAAAGAGCUUGUGGGGAAGAGGUAGACAAGGAUUUUCCAACCUGCUCAGGAAAAGGUAUGCUAUACUAUGUCCAGUAUUACUAGAUGUCUGGAUGUAGUUGUGUAAAGAACUGUUGAACUCCUCCAGAGUUCAACUCAUUUUUGAACUCUGAUGCUCUCUUAAGGCACCCCACAUGCCCUAAGUAUAGUUAUUAGUGCAUCUCUUAGUCUUAUCCCUGCAGGUCUGAGCUGAGGGAAGACUUGACCAUACUUUAAUUUGGACUUACCGUCUUGAUGGUUUAAGAACUUCUACUAAAGGGCUUGAGAAGGGAAGAUUAGACCAGAAGAACCUAUCCAGACCUGCCUUCUACUCCCCACCUCCAACACACAAGCUGAGGUAUUUAACUUUUUAGUUGGUUAUUCUGGGUGAAGUUAAUCUACCUCUUCAAGUCAUCUGAACAAACUAGCAUUGGAGAAUACAAGUAUCAGAAUACUUAGGGUAGCCAUAAAGCCGGGAAACAUGGGUGUAUAUACCUACCAGCUUAUUGAUACUACAGUGUAAUACAUGGUAUACUCAAUGCCAUUAUAUCUAUUUAGUGUGCAAUCCCUUAUUAGCAGUGCAUAGUCCAAGCAUGUUACUGCAGCAUUUCCACUGUGCAAGCAUCUGGGUGUCUGAUGAUCUGUCUCAUUUCAACUAACUAAACCUGAGUCUUUGGUGUAUCCCAGAAGUAAUCAAGAGUGUUGGAGCUAUUAAAAACGUAAUUACCCAUGUCUUCCAGA
Leptonychotes weddellii (Weddell seal) is the source of this 2707-nucleotide messenger RNA. It is a transcript of the gene VTI1B, whose product is annotated as vesicle transport through interaction with t-SNAREs 1B. Gene Ontology annotation, cellular component: ER to Golgi transport vesicle membrane; Golgi apparatus; SNARE complex. Lineage: Eukaryota; Metazoa; Chordata; Mammalia; Carnivora; Phocidae. Gene Ontology annotation, biological process: intra-Golgi vesicle-mediated transport; vesicle fusion with Golgi apparatus; regulation of protein localization to plasma membrane. Gene Ontology annotation, molecular function: SNARE binding; SNAP receptor activity. The record is from RefSeq and is a predicted model, not a curated record.